Messenger RNA from Papilio polytes (common Mormon), 5627 nucleotides. It is a transcript of the gene Xpc, whose product is annotated as DNA repair protein complementing XP-C cells homolog. The transcript has 11 exons. Gene Ontology annotation, molecular function: damaged DNA binding; single-stranded DNA binding. Gene Ontology annotation, biological process: mismatch repair; nucleotide-excision repair. Bases 169 to 4302 code for a protein of 1377 amino acids. Gene Ontology annotation, cellular component: XPC complex; nucleus; nucleotide-excision repair factor 2 complex. NCBI's taxonomy places the organism in Eukaryota, Metazoa, Arthropoda, Insecta, Lepidoptera, Papilionidae. The record is from RefSeq and is a predicted model, not a curated record.
GACACAUGACAGUUUUAGCGCCAAUAUUUUAAUGUACCCAAAAUAUAGCAAGAUAAUAAGAAUAACACGCUCUAUGUACCUAUUCGUGUAGGAACGUGUUUAGCUAUUAAAGUGUUUCGCAAUAUUUUAUGUUAACACAAAGGAUUAAGAUUAUACAGAUCUUUUACUAUGCCAACGACUAGGAAGAAAGUUAUCAAAACUGUCUAUAAAGAUGACGAUGAUAGUGAAGAUUUGGGAGGCGAUUUUAGCGAUUCCGGCUCCGAUGCCAAAAUUUCACCAGCUCCUAGUUCUGAUGAGAGUAUUAAUGAGGAAGAAAACUGUCCAUCGUCGGACGAUGAUGUCCACAAAAAGCCACAGAAAGUCUCGAAAACUAAUCGAAAAAAGAAUCCACAAUUUGCCAAAGCUUUUAUCAGUAAAAUAAACAAACAAAUCUGCGCUGAAGACGAUGAACCAUUGCCUGAGUCUACUUUUACAAUUAAAGAUUUAACGGAAGCUGAUAAAUUAUUACCUUCAGUACUUAAUUUAUCAGAGAGUGACAGCAGUGAUGAAGAUGAUCCUAAGCCAAAAAUAAAAAAGAAAUAUCAUACAGAAACAUUAGCAAAUGAAAAUCCAGACAAUGAUGAUAAUAAUGCUGGUAUUGAAUAUAAAGAUGUAUGGUCUGUUAAUGAAAAAGAUGAGAGUGAAGAAAUUGCAAAGAAAACAUUUUUAGAAUUGGAACAGCAUAAAGCUAAAAUUGAAGAAGCCAAAAUGUCAGUUUUAAAGUAUUCAUCACACAAGGAUGAACAGAUAUCAGAUGUUAAAGAUUUACUGGCACUUGGAGAAGAGAUAGAACCAGAAGUAGGGACAAUCAUCAAAAAGAAAAAGAAAGUACAAGAACAAAGUGAUUCAGAGGUAGAAGAUUGGGAAGAAGUAAAUGAGAGCAAACCUAUACCUCAACAAGGAAUACAACUAAUUGUAGAUAUACCAAAUUCAGUAUCAAGAAAAACUAAAAAUAUUGAUAUUGAAAUGAUGAUGAAAAGAAAAAUGAAUAGAGCAAAGAAAGAGUGUCAAGUAUACAUGCACAAAGUUCAUGUGCUAUGUUGGCUCGGUUAUGGAAAUUACAUUAGUACUGUAUUAAAUGACCAGGAAGUUAUGUCUACAGCGUUAUCACUAUUGCAAAAUACAAAAUCCAAGGAAUGUUAUCCCAGUCAGAAGGUUAACAAGAAAAAUGUAGACAAAACACCGACUUUUACUGAAAAUAAUACAAAUUUCUAUCCCGGUCAAAGAGUUGACAUGAAAUAUGUAGAACAAAUAACCUCUUGGUAUCAAAACAAAUUGAUCUUAAGAAAAGAUAAACAUGAAAAUAAGUUUAGACCAAAAGCACCAAAACUAAAGGAAAUACUAAUUCAACAAAUAAAAAAUAGGAUUGUAACAUCAAAAAAAUAUCUUGUUUAUGUAUUUGUUGCUAUGUUGAGAUCACUUGGUCUUCACUGCAGGGUGAUGUUAAAUUUUGUAACAGUACCUUUAAAGCCUUCUGUUUAUGACCUUCAAUCAACAUCAAAAAAGAGUACAGAUAAAAAUAAUAGUGGUAAAGAUGCAAGUAAAGAUAAAAAUACGACAGCAUCGUGUCCCGCAAAGACAUACACUAAAAAGAAAAUUCCACAAUUAGAUGGAAACUAUGAUUGCAGUACUGAUAGUGAUAGUGAUAUUAGUAAUAUUAUGCAAGUAGAUGGCAAUGAUGAUAAAUUGCCACGUAUCACAAGGUCAACAAGAAGAAAUACAGCAGAAGUAAACCUAAAUAAACAAGUGGUAAACACUGAAACUACUUCCAAAAUAAUGCAGGUAGAUGGCAACAAUGAUGAAAUAACUCCUAAAACGAGAUCGUCAAGAAAGGCUAUGUCAAAAGAAAAUGAAAAGAUUGCAAAAGAAACGGAAGGUGCAUCGCCACCAAAGAAAGCUAAACAAAGCGGAGAUAAUAUUUCAGAACAAGUUACCACUAAGAGUAAAUUAUCGCUUAAUUUGGAUCGUAAACGGAAAGGCAAGAAUAUCAAGUCUGGUAGCAAUUUAGAGGUGCCAGAGAUUAAAGAAACUAGUGGAGGAAAUAAAGAAGUAACAGCAAGUACGUUUUUUGUUGGAGAUGAAAAGCCUAAAACACGAUCAACUAGAAAAAGAUCAGCAACAACGAAUUCACGCACAUCUAACGAUACAGUACAGGAAGUACCUAAGAAAACAACACAAGCGAAAGCGAGAGCAAAGAGUACACCUGUAAGAAAUGUCGAUUCAAGUAAAUCAAAUGAAAAUUUAUCAGUGUCUGCAAGCAAAAAACCCAGGAGUUCCUCUACUAUAGAAGAGAAAAAUAUGAAACUCUUGAAACCAAAAGAUGUUACUGAUAAUAAAGAUUAUUUGAUAGAAGAAGAUAAAAAACCCCAACAAUCGGAUAGCGAUGAUGACUUCAAAGUUGUAAAAUUGAGCACGACGUAUGCAAGAAGUCCUAAGAAAACCAAUAACGCAAAACAGAAAGAGAAACUUCCCACACAAGAUAUUAAAAAUGAUCAAAAUAAAUACAACAAAAAAGCAGAAACAAAUAGUGCCGUUAUAGCAGUUAAAACCAGAUCGACUAGGACUAGUAGGAAUACUAAAACUGUACCAAAAAUAGAAGUUUCCACUGAAAAUAAAGAAAUAACAGCAAGUGAGUUUUUUACUGGUGAAAACGCAGCCACAAAUGUUAAUAAAACAAAAUUAUCAAGAAAAAGAACAACAACCUCUAAUUCAACAACAAAUGAGACAGUAAAGACAGAAUUAACCGAAAAAAGAUCAAAACCAAGGGCUAAAAGUAGCCCAUCUAGAAGUGCUAAUACAAGUAAAUAUUUCAAAGAUGACACAUCUUCGGGAAAAGUUAAAAAUGUCAAAGAUGAAAAUGAUUUAGAAGAUGGACAAAGAGUAAGUCACAAAGAUCUAUUAAAACAAAAAACUAAAGCUAAAAACGAUGUAACUUCAGACUUAGUGGACAUUAUUAAAAAUAGAGUGAAAGAAGCAAAAGCUGAGUCAAAGAAAAAUAAAGUGAAAGGAACUACUAAAGAUUCGGACGAAGAUAGUGAUCAUUUACCCGAAGUUAUCAAACCUCGUGAGACCAUCGAUGAUGACUUUAAAGCUGUCAAGAUAAGUCCCAAGCCGGGUCCAUCCCGCAGGAUAGACCGCAGAGUGCUGUCUGGAGAUGAUGAAGUUCUUCCCGACAGGAUUGAUGUGUGGUGUGAAGUAUUUGUUGAGGAACUUGAAGAAUGGGUGGCUGUCGAUGUUACUCGAAAUAAAGUACAUUGUACCAACGAGAUUUAUUCGAAGGCUACCCAUCCAGUAGCUUAUGUUGUUGGCUGGGACAACAAUAAUUAUUUGAAGGAUCUAACAAGAAGAUAUGUUCCACAUUGGAACACAAUCACCCGUAAGCAAAGGGCAGAGUUGUCCUGGUGGAACACAGCGGUAGCUCCGUGGUUGGGACCUAAAAAUGCUCGAGAUAAGGAAGAAGAUGAGCGUCUUGAUAGACUACAGCUAGAGGCACCACUACCAACGAAAAUUACUGAGUACAAAAAUCAUCCUCUGUACGCUCUGAAGCGGCACCUUUUAAAGUUCGAGGCGCUGUACCCCGCGGACGCGGCGACGCUGGGCUUCGUGCGCGGCGAGGCGGUGUACGCGCGCGAGUGCGUGCACGUUUGCAAGUCGCGCGAUAUCUGGCUCAAGGAUGCUAAAGUUGUUAAACUCGGCGAAAAACCAUACAAAAUAGUUAAAGGCAGACCUAAGUGGGAUAAAUUAUCUAACCAGUUAAUCAAAGACAAGCCUCUUGAAAUAUUUGGUCCGUGGCAGGUAAUUGAUUAUGAACCACCGGUAGCCGAAAAUGGUAUCGUACCUAGGAAUGCAUAUGGAAAUGUCGAACUGUUCAAAGAAUGUAUGCUUCCUAAAGGAACUGUACACAUUAAAUUGCCCGGAUUGAAUAGAGUUGCCAAGAAACUGAACAUAGACUGUGCCCCUGCAUUAACUGGUUUUGACUUCAAUAGCGGAGGCUCUCAUCCAGUCUAUGACGGAUUUGUGAUUUGUAAGGAAUUUGAAGAGGUUAUAACUGAAGCAUGGGUCAAGAAUCAAGAAGAACUAGAACAGAAGGAACGAGAGAAAAUAGAUGCCAGAGUUUACGGUAACUGGAAAAGGCUUAUAAAAGGGUUAUUCAUACGAGAAAGGCUUAAGGCCAGAUAUGGUUUUAAUGGCCCCACGCCUGGGACCUCACAGGCCAAGAAAAAACAAAAAGGACCACGCCUGGUUGUAAAAAAGACAAAAUAAUUAAAGAAAGCUUUUGAGUAAGGUACAACUUUUUACACUUAUACUUAGAAUAAAUUAAAAUAAGUGAAACUUUUAGGAUUACAUUUUUUCAAAUUGUCAUUAUUUGGACAACUAUUGGGUAAUUUUUAAAAGCUAAUUCUGAUUAUUGUAAAAGUUUAUAAAAAUUACAUCCUACCUCAGUUUUCUUAUUAUAGUUCAAGCGUUCGUCCAAUAUUUAAUAAUUAUCAUAUGAAUCAAGCAAUAUUUGUAAGUCAUUUGAAUAUUUACUGGUUGUAUUUUGUACUGAUUUGCAUAUAUUUUUCCAACUAUAGUAUCAUUAUACAGGCUGUACCAAAAUGUUACUUGACCUCAAACUCCAUCAUCAUAAUCAUAAUAAUAUCGUCAUAAUAAUAAAAUUGUGAAAAAUGUUGCAGACAUUUGUAUAUCUCCUUAUUACGAUUGUCUAUUUUUCUUAAACUAAGUAUAAUUUUUUAAAUAAGAUUUUUUGUUUUCCUCAAAUUCUAGGUUUUAAAUACUUUACUUUGUUUCUGAUUAUCUAAAUACCCUGGUGGUUGUAAUUUCAAUUUGGAUUACUGUAUAUAUUAUCCAGUGUGUGUCUUGAAAUAGAUUCCAUAUGUCUAUAGGUUGAAGUAGACAAUGGAUCUAAGCUCUGCUGAUGACUUUGCUAAUUUGUUCAAUUCCGCUUGACAUUUGUCACCUUAUCUUAUAAAUUGUUUUAUGUUGUCCUAAUAGGUGUAAAAUGAAUUAUUAGGAUAAGGCUUUUGUUUUGCAAUAGUGAUUAAAUCACAUAUUUUUUUAUAUUCUAGCCUGCUUUGCUUUUAGUGUAGUAUCUGGAUAUAAGAAAUUCGUAUUAUGUUGGUUUUAAACUUUAAGAGAUUUCAAAUCUUUCUCGAUGUUUGUGUACAUAUUUACAAUAUUUGUUUGACAAAAAAAACGAUUCAUUCCGCCUCUAUAACUAUUUUUUGUAUCUUAAUUACUUUUAUUCAAACUGAGAUACAAUUAUUGAUGUUUCUUUUCGGGAUCAACAGAAUUCAGCUCUGAGUGUUUUAUCACUAAAAUAGAAAACCCUGAAUAGGAAGUCGCCAAACUACAAGUUAAAUUAAGAUUGUUGUAAUUUAUUCAUUUAAAUUUUUGCAAUAAUUGUUAACUAUUUUUUUUGUCUCGAUAAUAACUACGGGUAUGUAUUUAUAUAAUUGAGAAUCAGUAGUGUAUCUCAGCUGUGUUAUUAUUUCUAUGAUUUUCUAUUGUGUUGCCAUGUUAUUUUUAAUUUGCCUUAAUUUUUUAUUUAAGUGUUAUGAUUGGAAUUAAAUUAGAUUGAAUCUUAA